UACCCAGGCUCAGAAGAAGUUUUGUUCAUAGGAGAGAAGAAUGUGUGUUUAGGGUAUAGUACUUGAAAACAUGCUAGGCUUUCUUUUUGCAUCCCACUUCCAUAAGCUGACUUAGAAUACUCAGAAAAGAAAAAUCUUGACAACUGCCACAUGUAGAAGUGGUAGAGCAACAGGGUCACAUGCACAACAGAGCGUGAGCUGCUGCAGUGUCAGGCAAUAUGUGAACUUUUAUAUUUGUUUUCCAAUUAAGAGAUUACAUUAGUUUGCCAUUUUUCUCAGCCUAUGGGUAGAUGUGUUCUAUUUGUUAUGCUACUUGAUUGUUUAUUUUCCAGAUCCAUUGUUUAUUGUGUCAAGUGAGAAGGACCAUACACAGGCAAAUAUCCAAGCCACCCUGAUUCGCAGCAGACUGAAAAAAGUUCCCAGGUUUAAAACCAUGUUCAGUAACCUGAUCCAUUAUCCAAGAUAUUCUCUAUAUUGGAGCAAAUCAGAUCCUGUCCCACCAUUUAUCAGUCGGGAAUGGAAGCGACAUGAGGAGAGACACAGAGAAGCCCUCCGGCAGCUUACCAGAACUGACACUUCUUUUCAGAUGCCUAGAGAAGUUUAUGAAGACCCUGAAGUUACUGGAAAGAAUCGCUAUAAAUACUUUGAAAGGCCUUUUCUUCCAUUUUUUCAGCAGAUGCCAUUCAAUGUUGUUUAUGCUGUAUCCAAGGCAGAACCAUAUACUUUUCUUCCUACUUCUACUAAGCACCUAUCCAUCCCUUCAAAGUCUACCGUGGGCACUCAGACUGAUUAUCGGGAUGCUGACGUUCAAACAGAUCCAUACUCUCCAGAAUAUGUAGUAUACCAGGACUCAAUCCCUGAGCUCUUGACCCUGGCUACUCUUACUUGGGGUCGGGGUCUCCCAGCAGGACAAGCUGAGGUGGAGAUGAUAGAAAGAGCCCGUGAGAAGCGUGCUUGGGAAGCCACCCUUCCCCCUCUGAGUGACGCCUUCCAGUAUGAGAAAAGGAGGAAGAUGAUGAAUGAAAUGGAGAGGAAGGAGUGGGCCUUCAGAGAGCAGGAGAUUGAAAAACUGCAGGAGAUUCGUCUGGAAGUUCUAAAAGAGCUGUUGAGGAAGCGUGACGAGAAUCAGAAUGAAGUGAAUAUGAAGCACUUGAACGCCCGGUGGUCAAAACUGCAGGAGGCAAAAGAGGCAAAAAUGGCAAAAAUUCAGCGCACACAUAUAUCAACAAUCAGAAAACUUGUAGGAAAGGGAAAGAAUAUAGAAGGGAAGCUGGAGAGAAGAAAUAUCAUCAAGGACUAUUCUGAUUAUGCAUCACAGGUCUAUGGACCUCUGUCUCGUCUUGGGUGUUUCCCAGACAACAACUCAGAGGACUUUGUAGUAAAAAAUUACUAUCUCAACACCUAUGAAGGAUUAGUCGAACUUGAGUCAUGUCUCCCAGAUUUUGUGACACAACCCCGAAUCAGAGCUCCAAAACCUAAAAUCAUUACCACCAAAGCCGGUUUUCUGAAGAGAGCAGCAAGGUUGGACUAUGAGUUGGCAGAGAUUCAUAAGGUAUAAUCAUUAUCUGGAGACAAUGACUUCCAAUGUGGCUUUUGCAGAUAAAUGCUACACUUCAAAAAUUGCAGCAGUGUCCAGUGGGUCAAACAAAGCUACAUUCUCUGCUCUGCACUUUUCUGAGGUUGCCCAUGCUGUGCUGAACCAAUGUGUAUUUCCCCUCAUUUCACACUUCAGGAAACUUCCUGGAGAUUAUUUUCCCCAUUUGCAGACAUCAUAUUACUUUCUGAAAGUGUUUUCAAUUGGAUCUCUGUAUAAAAUUUGACACUAU
Molecule: messenger RNA, 1826 nt
Organism: Cebus imitator (Panamanian white-faced capuchin)
Lineage: Eukaryota; Metazoa; Chordata; Mammalia; Primates; Cebidae
Gene: CFAP91
Product: cilia and flagella associated protein 91
Exons: 9
Coding region: 434-1558 (374 amino acids)
Source: RefSeq, a predicted model, not a curated record